This is a messenger RNA of Aedes albopictus (Asian tiger mosquito), 2183 nucleotides long. RefSeq names its product vasorin. The coding region runs from base 258 to 1115 and encodes 285 amino acids. Gene Ontology annotation, cellular component: extracellular matrix. The transcript is spliced from 3 exons. Gene Ontology annotation, molecular function: protein binding. Lineage: Eukaryota; Metazoa; Arthropoda; Insecta; Diptera; Culicidae. The record is from RefSeq and is a predicted model, not a curated record.
GAUUGGGUCCGAAUUCCGGUUGCAUCAGGCCAGGACAUUCUUGCAAAUGAUUGUGAAAUUCAAUCUCAACAUGGGAAAAUCCAAAUUUUAAAUUCAGUCAUCACAUGAAUCACAUUCAUUGAGUAACCUUUAUAAAGAGAAUGGACAUUAAUUAUCGGAACAGUUAAAUUCUCUUCUCAAAGAAAUAUACCUCAUACAGUAAGUUUUUGUGAUAAACAAAAGAAGUUUUCGUAGUUUUACUUCCAACUAGAUCCAAGAUGUUAGCAAUAAUGAAGCGGGCAUGCUUCGCCCAUUUCAUAUUUUUAUCAAUGCUGGCAAGCGCAUUGUACAUAUCAGAUCAUUCGUCCACGAUUGCUGAACUCAAUUUUCGAGACAUCACAGUUUUCGACUUCGCCUUAGUCAAGAAUGAAAACCUGUCGCCAGAUUUGCUGUACAUGAAUUUAGAAGGAAAUGAUCUAACGUCCAUGCCGGCCAACUUCUCUAUCUAUUUUCCUCAGAUGGAAAGGAUCAAACUGACUGACAACUGGCGGCUGUCGUUCCCACCAGAUGGUAGCCCAUUCCUACGGUCGCCAUCAUUGAUCGAACUGUUCUGUGAACGAUGUGGCAUUAAUGAAAUAUUCACCCAAUCACUACGUCGUCUGCCUCAUCUGGAAUAUUUAAGGCUGAGUGAGAAUCAGAUCGACCGAAUUGCACCAUAUGCCUUCCGCAAGAAUCGAAACCUUCAGGAUGUGGAUUUAAGCUCGAAUAAGCUAUCGAGAAUACCGGCAGAAAUGCUGAAAGGCCUUUCACGCAUGAAGGUGCUUGAUCUGAGCAAUAAUCUGAAUUUGGGCCUGAACAACGAGGCACCAUUUCUAACCAGCGAUGUUCUGAAGGUGUUAAAGUGUAACUAUUGUGGGUUCACGGAAUCCUACGAGGACACUUUUUCGGAGUUGACCAACCUCCAGGAACUGCACCUGAAGGGAAAUCAGAUUCUGGCAGUUCCAUACCUACCCGUUCCUGAGGUUUUGAUUGUUCGACGAGGAUUCCAACUGGCAUCCAGCAGAAAUGAGCUGCCCAACAAAAGUGAAGGUCGUGACACUUAUUGGGCGUGGAGCAGAACUGUGGUUUAUUUAUAAUACUCAAAUCGUUGGUUGACAAUUACUUCUAUCGAAUACAAUCUAUAUAUAUAUAUAAAUGCAGUGGCAUACGUGGGACCGCGCAUAACUUGCGAACGGAUGGUCCGAUUUGGGUCGUCUAAGUUUUGUUCUGUUUUUUGUUUUUGUUUUUUUUAUGUGUAUUUUAACUUAGAGCUAAUUCUACACUUUUUUGUUCUGUUAGUUUUCACCCAAGGAAUGCUUAUGAGGCCAAAAACAUGGAAAAAUUGAGUUUUUGAAAAUCGGGUUUUCAUACAUUUUGAACGGAAACUUGAGCGCUUGGCUAGGGACUUGAAACGUAAAAAAACGCAGUGGGCAAGACAAAGUUUGCCGGGUACAGCUAGUAAAUUAUAUUAUAUACAUUAAUUAGCUUUAUAUCACAUUGAAGAUAACACAUAAUUGACAUUACCACGAUAUAAUACGCAGUUUGCUGCUGCCACUCUCGUUCCUCGAACACGCCCGAUGCUCGCCAGAUCACCGAUCCUCGCCUACUUGUACCGAUCGGAUCUGUUGGGAACACCAAUUUUGCAGGGUUGUUGACCGGCAUUCUUGCAACAUGCCCUGCUCACCGUAUCCUUCCGAUUCCGACAUUGGUCAGCUUCUCGAUGCUGGAUUCGCCGUAGAGCGCAGCUUGCUGCGUGGUUCAUUCUUUGCCGCCACACUGUUUUCCUAAAUACCACCAAGGACUGUCCCAAGCCGGAUUACCCGAGGAUUUGCGAUAAGGCAUUCGGUAUGUGAAAUUCUUAAUUUCAUCUGGAGCACCCGCAUACUCCUUACAAUUAUAAGAUCAAAGUGCCAGCAGUAAUCUUACGCUCCCAAACACAUCCAAUUAGAAAACAAGCGAGCAAUAGAUUGAUUCUGUUCGUUUUGCUUUCAUUUGGACUGACUUUCAACAAAUCUACAGAAAUAAAAAAAAACAAAUUCAACAAGACCUAAAUCCUUUGUUUUAAGUAGGAUUAAAUCAAGACACCUAGCUUAAUAGGAGAAUCGAUACCCUACAUGUCAAAUAGACCUAACCAUCGGAAGUAAUAUAUUUGUUUUUAAUUUCCA